Molecule: messenger RNA, 2026 nt
Organism: Sander lucioperca (pikeperch)
Lineage: Eukaryota; Metazoa; Chordata; Actinopteri; Perciformes; Percidae
Gene: ippk
Product: inositol 1,3,4,5,6-pentakisphosphate 2-kinase
Exons: 14
Coding region: 137-1642 (501 amino acids)
Biological process (GO): inositol phosphate biosynthetic process
Cellular component (GO): nucleus
Molecular function (GO): ATP binding; inositol-1,3,4,5,6-pentakisphosphate 2-kinase activity
Source: RefSeq, a predicted model, not a curated record
GCAGCAGAAGAAGUCAGUCAGUUCUUUGGUACUUCAUUGCUAGCAGCCAGUAGUGCCAGUCGGAGUACUUGUAUGUUGCCGUGCCGUCGUUACUUUCUGACUGUUAACGGGAGCUCAGUUUGUCAUCAUUGGUGUGAUGGAACUGGACAAAAUGGACGAGAACGACUGGAAGUAUCAUGGAGAGGGGAACAAGAGCCUGGUGGUCUCACACGUACAGCUUUCCAGAGUUCUACGCCUGCUCAAGUAUCCAGCCGAGGACUCUGAAAAUCCACCACAGACAGUGGAGCAGGCUUUUAGGCAGAUCCAGAACAUUGUUGACUUCAGCUCCAACGUGAUGAGCAGCCUGCUGGGAGAGAAGUUCAUCCACAGUGGGGAAGUGGUCAAACUACCGUUAGAGUUUGUGCGACAGUUGUCAAUCAAAGUUCAACAUCAAAGACCAGCCUGGCGCUGUGAGAAGGUGAUGGACAUCUACAGCGGCUGUGCACUCUGUCUACCCAACCUGACAUCUCCAGCCCUCCACCAGCCAACACACACUCCUCCACUCUGUAUCGAGAUCAAGCCUAAAUGUGGCUUCCUGCCAUCCUCUAAACACGUCAGCAAAGACAUCAAGACCAAAGUGUGCCGCUUCUGCAUGCACCAACACUAUAAGGUGGCCGGUGGAAAGUGGAAGAGACGCAGUCUGUACUGUCCUCUCGACCUGUUCUCAGGAAACAGACAGAGAAUGCACUUUGCCAUCAGACACCUGAUAGAAGAACCUCAGAACAACUUAAAAAUCUUCAAGGGCGGUCAGUGUAUCUACAGCAGUAAGGAGGGCAGUGACGACGCGAUGGACCUGACCUCUCUGCUGCAUCAUCUCCGACCAUACUUCCAGCAUGGAAACAUCAGGAUCAACAGUCACAUGACCAGCAAAGCUGUCCUUAACGACUUCAUCCAGGUCCUGGUGAACGCCCUGCUGAGUGGUGGUGGUGGAGGAGAUGGAGGGGUGGUGACGGACAGACAAGGAGAAGGACGGAGCUUCUGUGAAGCAAGUGUGUUCAACAAGGAGAGGAUUCGCCAUGGCUCUCAGGGUUUACCCAGCGACAGUGUUUUGUUCAGGACACUACAGACUCAGAUGUUGGACACGCUGGACAUUGAAGGACUUUACCCUCUGUUCCGCCGGGUGGAGCAACACUUGCAGGACUUCCCUAAAGAGAGAACUCGUCUUCAGAUGGAUGGGCCGUACAACGAGGCCUUCCUAGAGAAGCUGCAGAAGUGUCCGACUGAGGACGACGGCUCUGUGGAGUACGCUGUCGCCAAGGUCCAUCAGUACCGCGUUGCCAUGACAGCCAAGGACUGCUCCAUCAUGGUCACCCUGGUGCCCAGAAGUGAGGAAGAAGAGGAUGAUGAAGGUCUUUCCAGUCAGAGGUGGCUCAGGGACUUCCUCUCCUCCAGACCUCCUGCCUUUUCUUACUCAGUCUCCAUCUUGGAUCUGGACCCGAAGCCGUUCGACAGCAUCCCCCGCCAGUUGCGCCUGGACCAGAAGAUCGUCUCCUGCUACCUGAGGACUGGCGGUGCCUUGCCAAAGGGCUCUAUGCCGCCGCACUCCGGCAUCUUCGCAGCUGCAGAGAGAGAGGACUGCACGCUGCUCUUCCACCCGGUGUGAUUGCCCAAUAAGAGCCGGACGACCCUGAAGACGAAGACUAACUGAUGCCACACUGAUGCUUCAAACAGAGACGCCGUGUUGAUGCAGAGGUCUAGAAUCACUUCAGACCCGAGCUGUCUAUCCGAGACUUUACUGCAGCACUUUCUCUUCACUCAUGCUAACAGUUAACAGCUCCAGUUGAUGCUGCUCAGCAAAAAUUAAAAUCUCUAGGAAGUCAACACUUAACCACCAGACGUUUAAGCGAUUUCCAAUAUUUCUGUUACUGGUUCUAGAGUUGUUUUUUUUUUUUUGUGUCGUCGUGGAGCCUUCUCAUUCCUGUCAGGAGGUGAAAACCAACAUCAUCUCUGUGAAAAUAUGAUUCAUAUUUAUUAGAAAAUUAACUUU